AUGACGUCGAUGGAGCAUAAUGAGACCAGCACCAAAUCGCUAAACGAUAUAUCUCUAGAGGAGUUGAGUAAGAGGCAGCAGCAGCAGAAUAUAUACGUGCAACCGGUUUUGGGGUCGCAGACGGACGAUAACCGCAUGAGCAUCGACAAGCAGAGCGACGGAAACACAGGGGACGAAGAAAUGGGCCUGGUAGCCAGAGGAGGUCCAGGAGACACGAGAGAUGAUAAUAAUGGGGGAAUGGGGACUACAGAAAGCUCGAAUACGCUGUCGCAGACCGACUUGACGAAGAAACCGUCGAGACAUGGCGACCGUGAUACAACGACCAAAGGCAAGUACACGUUGAAUGACUUCCAGAUCUUGCGGACGUUGGGUACAGGGUCGUUUGGCCGGGUGCACUUGACACGGUCGAUCCAUAACGGACGUUUCUACGCCAUGAAGACGUUGAAGAAGGAACGGGUGGUAAACAUGAAGCAAGUGGAGCAUACCAACGACGAGAGACGCAUGUUAAAGCUCGCGCAGCACCCGUUCAUCAUCAGAAUGUGGGGCACUUUCCAAGAUUGCCAUAAUUUGUUCAUGAUCAUGGACUAUAUAGAAGGGGGCGAGUUGUUCUCGCUCUUGAGAAAGUCCCAGAGGUUCCCGACCCCAGUGGCCAAGUUCUACGCCGCCGAAGUGUUUUUGGCCAUCGAAUACUUGCACGAGUUGGAUAUUAUCUACCGUGACUUGAAGCCCGAAAACAUCUUGUUGGACAAGAAUGGGCAUAUCAAGUUGACUGACUUUGGGUUUGCAAAAGAAGUCAGCGACGUCACAUACACGUUAUGCGGAACCCCCGAUUACAUAGCCCCAGAAGUGGUUGCAACUAAACCUUACAAUAAAUCGGUGGACUGGUGGUCGUUUGGGAUCUUGAUCUUUGAAAUGCUCACUGGUUACACGCCAUUUUACGACCCAACCCCAAUGAAAACUUAUGAAAAUAUAUUAAAUGGUACAAUCACCUAUCCUGAUUAUUUGCCGCCGGAUAUUUUGGAUUUACUCCAAAAAUUGAUCGUUAAGGAUUUGUCCCAAAGACUAGGUAACUUGCAGGAUGGUUCUGAUGGAAUAAAGAACCACCCAUGGUUUAAGGAAGUUAUCUGGGAAAGAUUACUUUCGAGAGACAUAGAGACCCCUUAUGAACCCCCAAUUACAUCGGGUAUUGGUGAUACUUCUCAAUUCGAUAGGUAUCCUGAAGAUAAAGAUUUGGAUUACGGUAUCAGUGGUGUUUCUGAUCCAUAUGGUUCCAUGUUUGGGGACUUCUAA
Messenger RNA from Debaryomyces hansenii CBS767, 1290 nucleotides. RefSeq names its product cAMP-dependent protein kinase catalytic subunit TPK1 (gene TPK1). Lineage: Eukaryota; Fungi; Ascomycota; Pichiomycetes; Serinales; Debaryomycetaceae. Gene Ontology annotation, biological process: peptidyl-serine phosphorylation. The transcript has a single exon. Bases 1 to 1290 code for a protein of 429 amino acids. Gene Ontology annotation, molecular function: cAMP-dependent protein kinase activity; ATP binding. Gene Ontology annotation, cellular component: nucleus; cAMP-dependent protein kinase complex. The record is from RefSeq and is a predicted model, not a curated record.